Molecule: messenger RNA, 1515 nt
Organism: Magnusiomyces paraingens
Lineage: Eukaryota; Fungi; Ascomycota; Dipodascomycetes; Dipodascales; Dipodascaceae
Exons: 1
Coding region: 1-1515 (504 amino acids)
Biological process (GO): Golgi organization; endoplasmic reticulum to Golgi vesicle-mediated transport
Cellular component (GO): Golgi apparatus
Molecular function (GO): small GTPase binding
Source: RefSeq, a predicted model, not a curated record
AUGGAAAAAGAAGAGCCUGAGAUUAAACCCAUUAUUAAUGGUGGAUCUAAAGAAAAUGACACUGAAGAUACCAAUGGGCAGCAGUCAUCUUUUACAACAGAAGAAUCUCUGACUGAGACUGAAAAUAAUAAUUCUACCCAGACGCAUGAAUCUAAUAAUGCACACAAUGAGCAACUACAAAAGGAACUAGACUUGGCUAUUUCAGAAUUAUCUUUGGUCAAAGAUCAACUUAAAGCUCAAGAAGUUUCGAUAAUCUCUCCUUCUUCUUUUUCUUCUUCUUCUUCAGACGAUAGUGCUUUAAGGGCUCGAAUUGAAGAGCUAACAAAGAAACUGACUACCCAACAGGAACAACAUGCCGAGGAACUAGAGAAAGUGACAAAGGCUCGAGACGAUUACCAUUCGCAAUACCAGUCAUUAUUGGAUAAGGUGGGCCGGAUAAAAACUUCGCUUGGAGAUAAGCUAAAACGAGAUGCAGACGACCUUGAACAAUCUAAAGCUCAGGUGGUUCAGCUAGAACGAGAAAAAAAGGAGCUCGAUAAUUCGAUCGAAAACUUAAAACGUGAACUCAUUACAUCUACCAAAGAAGCUGACGGACUUUCGCGAGACUUGUCACAUACACGCCGCGACUACCAAGAAGCCAUCACGUCGUGGGAAGCAGAAAAAGAUGCACUUGUCAAGGAAACACGACAGCUAAAACAGCAGUUAGAAGUGGCUCAGACCAUGACCCAGGACUUACAGUCGUCGAUUCAAGAUGAGAGACUUAUGCACAACAAUUUUCAGUCCAAGGUACAAGAUCUCGAGGACCAGAUUUUACAACAAACAAAUUAUGCAGAGCGGUUCCGCACUGAGUGCGAAGCUGCACGCAACAAAAUCAAAAACUUGGAAAAUGAGUUUGGGCUGUACAAAACUAAUAGAGAAGCUAAGCUAACUACGAUGGAAAAUGAGAUUCUAAGUCUUAAAGAAAAUCAACUGGAGCUAACUACUCAACGUGACAAUGCCCUAAUGCAUAACAAGGAACUUUCCCAGGCUGCAGAGAGCGUGCCUAAGCUGGAGCAGCAAGUUAAGGAAAAGCAGCUGCUGAUUGGCAAGCUGCGCCAUGAAGCUGUCACUUUAAACGAGCACUUGACCAAGGCAUUGCGUGUUAUUAAAGAAAACUCCCAGGGAGACACAGUCGAUCGUCAGCUAGUGACAAACAUGUUGCUGUCAUUUGUUACUCUGCCGCGUGCAGAUACUAAGAGGUUUGAGAUUCUCCAGCUUAUUGCCAAUUACUUGAGCUGGGAUGAUGAUCAAAAAUCCCAGGCUGGACUUGUCCGUGCUCCAUUAGGCUCGACUCCUGGAACACCAUUGGGAUUAUCAAAUGGUAAUAGUGCACCGUCGUCUCAAGGUCAAGUCACGUCUCCACGAGCAGGAUCCUUUUCACGCACACCGUCACUUGAUAGCUCAGGAACAAGCGGGGGGGGUUUUAUAAGCAUGUUUGCAGAUUUCCUCGAACGUGAGAGUAGUCGGAGGUCAUAA